Molecule: messenger RNA, 2749 nt
Organism: Erinaceus europaeus (western European hedgehog)
Lineage: Eukaryota; Metazoa; Chordata; Mammalia; Eulipotyphla; Erinaceidae
Gene: SOAT1
Product: sterol O-acyltransferase 1
Exons: 16
Coding region: 170-1819 (549 amino acids)
Biological process (GO): cholesterol efflux; cholesterol metabolic process; cholesterol homeostasis
Cellular component (GO): endoplasmic reticulum membrane
Molecular function (GO): cholesterol binding; fatty-acyl-CoA binding; cholesterol O-acyltransferase activity
Source: RefSeq, a predicted model, not a curated record
CUGGGAGGCGGGGCGGGCUGGCGGGCUGCUUUAUCUGCCUCCGCGCUGUGCUGGCUAGUGGCGGGUCUGGGGUAUCGUAGCGCAGAGAUCCCGGAUCCUGCUCACUGUCUCUACGCCUUGCACCUUUGAUCCAGGUCCUCGCAUCCGGGUUCCGGCCCCAGACAACACCAUGGUGAAUGAAGAGAAGAUUUCUCUAAGAAAACGCCUGUCAAAGCCCAGUGAAAAUCCCGAGGAAAAUGAAGAUCAUAAAAACCCUACGAAGGAGUCCCUGGAGAUACCAAGUAAUGGUUGGAUUGACAUGAAACAUUUGUUAGCAAAGAAGAAAAAAAUGACGGCAGAGGCAGAGGAACUGAAACCAUUUUUUAUGAAGGAAGUUGGCAGUCAAUUUGAUGAUUUUGUGAGCAAUCUCAUUGAAAAAUCAGCAACUUUAGACAAUGGUGGGUGUGCACUUACCACCUUUUCUGCUUUUGAUGGAGAGAAAAACCAUAGAGCUAAAGAUCUGCGAGCACCUCCAGAACAAGGAAAGAUUUUUAUUAUAAGGCGAUCUCUCUUAGAUGAACUGUUUGACGUGGACCACAUCAGAACAAUAUAUCAUAUGUUCAUUGCCCUCCUCAUUCUCUUUAUUCUCAGCACACUUGCAGUAGAUUACAUUGAUGAAGGAAGGUUGGUGCUUGAGUUCAGUCUUUUGUCUUAUGCUUUUGGAAAUCUUCCUGUUGCUCUGUGGACAUGGUGGGCCAUGUUCUUUAGUACACUUGUAAUUCCCUAUUUCCUCUUUCAACGCUGGGCCAGAGGCUACAGUAAGAGUUCCCAUCCAGUGGUCCAUUCUUUCAUCCAUGGAUUACUUUUUACAGUCUUCCAGAUUGGAAUUCUAGGUGGUGGACCACUAUAUAUUAUAUUAGCAUAUACACUGUCACCAGCUUCCCGAUGCAUUGUUAUAUUUGAGCAGAUUCGUUUUGUAAUGAAGGCCCAUUCAUUUGUCAGAGAGAAUGUACCUCGUGUACUAAGUGCAGCUAAGGAGAAAUCAAGUACUGUUCCAGUACCCACAGUCAACCAGUACUUGUACUUCUUGUUUGCCCCUACCCUCAUCUAUCGGGACAACUAUCCCAGGACUCCCACUAUAAGAUGGAGUUAUGUUGCUAUGCAGUUUGCACAGGUUUUUGGUUGCUUUUUUUAUAUGUAUUACAUCUUUGAAAGACUCUGUGCCCCUCUGUUUCGAAAUAUCAAGCAGGAGCCCUUUAGCGCUCGUGUCCUGGUGCUAUGCAUAUUCAAUUCCAUCUUGCCAGGUGUAUUCAUCAUGUUCCUCUCCUUUUUUGCCUUUUUGCACUGUUGGCUCAAUGCCUUUGCUGAGAUGUUGCGCUUUGGUGACAGAAUGUUUUAUAAGGAUUGGUGGAAUUCUACAUCAUAUUCUAACUAUUAUAGGACUUGGAAUGUUGUGGUUCAUGACUGGCUGUAUUACUAUGCUUAUAAGGACUUUCUGUGGUUUUUCACAAAAAGAUUCAGAUCAGCUGCCAUGUUAGCUGUCUUUGCUGUGUCUGCUGUAGUGCAUGAAUAUGCCCUGGCUGUGUGCUUGAACUUUUUCUAUCCUGUGAUGUUUGUCCUCUUCAUGUUUUUUGGAAUGGCUUUCAACUUCAUUGUCAAUGAUAGUCGGAAAAGGCCAAUCUGGAAUGUUUUGAUGUGGACUUCCCUUUUCUCUGGCCAUGGGGUUCUCCUAUGCUUAUAUUCUCAAGAGUGGUAUGCACGUCAGCACUGUCCUCUGAAAAAUCCUACAUUUCUAGAUUACAUCCAGCCACGUUCCUGGACUUGUCGGUAUGUGUUUUAGAAGCCUAUUUUCUUCCUUGACAAUGAAGAUUGGAUAUUCUCCCUGCUUUGGAGCCAGCACCUGUUUCCUGCUGUUUGUGAAGUUAUCUGUGCUAUUUGGAUCACUUUGGGCUUUACAGAUGGCUCAUUCCAUUCCUAGGUCUCUGGAAGAUGAACUGUUGGAAGUUUACUAGGAUCUUGUACAUUUAUGUAGUCUUUUCCCCCUGCCCCUUUAUUGGAAGAAGAGAGAUUUAUAGCUGAUAUAAUGAUAGUUCUUUGCUGGGUCAGCAGCUACAUCUUAUGUCUUCAUCUAAUUGAAGACUGACCUAUUUUCUUGGCUGCUAAAUUAGGCAAAACACUUAAGAAGACAUUUUAUUAUCUCUGGCUUGGAAUUUUAAAGCAUGUUGUAUGACUAUUUAACUACCAUCUGGAAAAGAAUAGAGCAUUUUGCUAUUUCUAGUAGAAAAAAAAACAUUUUUCAAAGGUAAUCUUGUUAUAUACUAAUUUGUGCAUUUUUUAAAAGUUCAAAUCUAUCCAGUUUUAGUUGUUUGCUAUACAGUAUAGGUUAUGAUUUCUUUGAAACAAAAUAUACUUUUCAUCUUGAAUAUAUAUCUGUAAUAUAUAUUAGAAGGAAGACAGGGGAGAAAGUAGCACAGGACAAAGUAAAUCAUUUCCUUUUAAAACUUCCAGAGUUUUUAAGAAAGAAAAAAAGGUCUUGCAUAAUUAAUUAUAUGCUUAUUAACAGCAGCUGGGGAGAUGACUUAACAGGUAGAAUACAGGACUUGAAUAUGUGGGUCUUCAGGUUUGACCUCCCGCCCCAGCACUGCAUAUGUCAGAGCUGAAUGAUGCUCUGGCCUCUUUUAUAAAAUAAUCAUUUUAUCUUGUAACUUAAUGUGGAAGUAGCUUUUUUGUUGGUUUAAACUUGAAGGUAUUAAAGACACUUUCAGAAGUA